Molecule: messenger RNA, 1086 nt
Organism: Debaryomyces fabryi
Lineage: Eukaryota; Fungi; Ascomycota; Pichiomycetes; Serinales; Debaryomycetaceae
Exons: 1
Coding region: 1-1086 (361 amino acids)
Biological process (GO): RNA methylation
Cellular component (GO): mitochondrion
Molecular function (GO): rRNA (uridine-2'-O-ribose)-methyltransferase activity
Source: RefSeq, a predicted model, not a curated record
AUGCUAAGAACACCCAAAUUUCUUGCUUGGGGGGAUACAUCAAGGAGGAUAUGUAAUCGGAAGCUUUUGGAAGGAGUGCGAUAUAUAUGUGGUAGUGGAGUCAAGCCACUUGCCAGGAAUGUCAAGUUGGAACACGAACUGUGGAAGGCGAAGGUAGGGGGACGUAAUCCAAAAACGAAACUAUCGAGACAGGAGCGUAUUGAUAGGAUAAAUAUGCGGAAUCGGAGCAAGCUCCAGGACCUUGAUAACGAGUUUGGGAUUUUCAAUGGUGAUGUAACGAAAGUGCUUGAUUUGGGGUUUGUGCCAGGAAACUGGAGUGAAUUUGCUCGUUAUAGACUAUGUCAGGUACAUGGGGUUGACGAAGACAAGUUUCACGAAAAAUGCCAUAUAUUGGGGUUUGAUAUCCUAUUUGGCACCCCACCACUAGGUGUUUCGUCCAUGCAAGGGAAUAUCUUUUCCAAAUCUGCACACGGUCUUAUAAUGCUGCAUUUUAAAGAUAUUGCAAUGAGGAAAGCCGUUCAGCCAAAAGACACCAAUAAAGAUGAAAUGGACGAGUUUCAACAAUCAUAUUAUUUCAAGGAGCAAACCGAAUCAUUGAUUGAACAACAGGUCAGUGACUUAUCGGAAGAUUUUGGCAGGUUAAAAGUUACAAAUAGGGAAAAGGAAAUUGACUAUAAACCUGAUUUGAUUCUAUCUGAUUUGUCAGCGCCUUUCAUGCAAGCAAAAGGAUUUUUCAACAAUACCAAUUCCAAACCGUAUUUGCGAACGGCUGCGAAUCCAAUACUAAGUAGGACUAUAACAGAUGAGGAGAAGUCUGCAAUAGAUUCAGCAGAUGCUGCGUUGAUUUUAGCCUGCGACAUUUUAAAACAAGGUGGCACCUUGAUACUUAGACUUUCUAAGGUGGAUCCUGAUGAUGCUGAAAUUAUACUUUUGGAAAGUAGGCUCGACAAGGUUUUCAAUCAUGUCUUCAAAUGGAAUAGGAGUGGCUUGUUUGACGAGCAAAGUUAUAAACCACAAGAUGCUUUUUAUGUUUGUAUGGAUAAGAUUGAUGAUGUGUGUGAUAAAAAGCAUGUCUUUAUGAUUUAA